CACAUGGCUUUAAAAGCUGAGCAGGUCACUACCAGGGGAGCCAGCAACCAGACUGCCACAGGGAGGGGAAUCUGAGUGGUACCCACCUCUGCCGAAGACAGAGCAGUCCGACUGAAUGGUGGACACCGGGAAGUAGUUUUUGCUCUGAAAUCUGGAUUGAUCAUGUCUCCUCCAGUCCCUUCAGACCUGGGCUACGUACCCCCCGACGGUGGAUGGGGCUGGGCAGUGGUGUUCGGAGCCUCCAUCUCAGUUGGGUUUGCAUAUACCUUUCCUAAAGCUUUCACAAUCUACUUUAAAGAGCUCCAGGCUGUUUACAACAUCUCCUACAGCCAGAUUGCCUGGAUAACAUCCAUCAUGUGUGCUACCACCUACGGAGGAGGUCCCAUUAGCAGUAUCUUAGUAAACCGCUAUGGCAGCCGACCCGUGGUUAUGUUUGGAGGCCUGCUGUGUGGCAUCGGGAUGGUCUCAGCCGCCUUCUGCACCAGCAUCCUGCAGCUCUACAUCUGCGUGGGCUUCAUUACAGGAUUCGGCCUUGCUCUCAACCUCCAGCCGUCAGUGAUAAUCAUAGGGAAAUACUUCUUGAAGAGAAGACCCAUCGCGAAUGGCCUUGCUAUGGCGGGGAGCCCUGUGAUGCUUUGCACCCUGGCUCCUCUCAACCAGUUCCUUUUUGACAAUUUUGGCUGGAGGGGGAGCUUUUUAAUUCUUGGUGCAAUUUUAUUAAACUGCUGUGUGGCAGGAGCUCUCUUCAGACCCAUUGGGGCAGCCACGGCAUCAGGCAAAACCCAGGCAACUGAGGAAGGGAAGGCUGCUCUGAAAGAAGAGGUCACUAAGGAUGCCAUGGAAAUGAGUAGUGCCACGAACGUCCCCACCGAGACCAAAACGGAAGAGGAAGAAGGAAGGGACUGUUGCGAAAAAAUCAAUCAGUACCUCGAUUUUUCCCUCUUUAAGCACAGAGGGUUCUUGAUUUACCUCAUAGGAAAUGUGCUCAUGUUCCUGGGAUUCUUUGCCCCCAUUGUUUUUCUGGCACCCUAUGCAAAGCACAUUGGCAUUGAUGAAUAUUCAGCUGCUUUCCUCCUUUCAAUCCUUGCUAUCGUGGAUAUGAUUGCCCGACCUACCACCGGCAUCAUUGCAAACAGCAAGUGGGUGAGGCCGCGGAUUCAAUACUUUUUCAGCUUCUCCAUCGCUUUUAAUGGCACCUGCCACCUUCUGUGCCCGCUGGCUUCCGGCUACACGGGGCUCGUCGUCUACUCCAUCUUUUUCGGCUUGGCCUUCGGCAUGGUUUGUGCCAUGCUCUUUGAAACGCUCAUGGACCUUGUGGGAGCUGCCCGGUUCACAAGUGCCGUUGGCCUGGUCACCAUUGCAGAGUGCUGCACGAUAUUGCUGGGACCACCUAUUGGAGGAACUCUUAUCGAUACUUUUGGGGACUAUAAAUAUAUGUUCAUUAAAUGUGGAGCUGUGAUGGUGCUGGCAGGAACCUUCCUGUUCAUCAUGAAUUAUUAUAAUUAUCGUAUGCUUGCCAAGGAGGAGAAAGAAAGAAAAGCAAAAGAAGAGGAUCCUAAAUCUGUAAGGACAGAAAAUGAAGUCAGAAAUAACUGGAAUAAAGAAACCACACAGGAUGGGCCUGAGCUGGAACCUUUGAGAGAGGACCAAGAAGGACUAAAGAAGGAAGCGAAUGGCACAAAUGAAGUUUAAACCUGUUCCUGUGGGCUGAAUGGAAAAUUACUUCUGAGUUGCUUAAGUGGACACCAUCUGUGAAAUCACACUAGGUUUUCAAAUUUUGCUCCAUGCUCUGCCAUGUGCCUUCUCUUCUUUGUUGUAGGAGAAGACUAGAACAGAAACAAGUCUAGUUUCUUAUAAAGUGCUGGGACACAGUGCAGUAUCCAUUUGCAUACCAAAGGUCCUGCAACGUUUUUCUUUAGAUACUUCCCGUUUCCCAGAGGGGCUGAGUAAGGGUGUAACUAUCACCCCACUUUUAUUCCCUGUACUGCAGCUCUACUCAGUGAACAGGCCAGUGGCCAUCAGAGUCAAUGCAGAGCCCUCCCAGCAGCCUGGACGGGCUUUGCACUGAGUGCUGCGGUGGCUGGAUCUUCUCCCCAUGCAGUCAAAACUCUGUGACUCUCGUUGACUGCGGUGUCAGAAUUACCCCAGGGAUCUGGUGCUGCCUUCCACUGACAGCUGCACUGUGACCUGCACCUCUGUCUCAUGGAAAUGUGAAACAGACCUUACACUCAUCUUAAAUGCAAUGUGAGAGAGAUUCUUGAACAGAACAAGAGCAGUACUGUGCGUGAAGUGGCAGCAAGGCAGCCUGGCUUUGUGUCUGGAGCAUGCUAUGAAGGAACUAACUUGGGGUGGCUCGUAUGGCUUGACCAGGGACUUUCUCAGGGACCUCUGCAUUUAGCAAAAUGCCUUGAGAAAGGGGACGUUAUGCAGGGGGCCAGCACAAGGCUGACACGCUGCAGGAGUCCUUCUUCCAGGUCCUUUGUCUGUGUGGGGCAGAAAUUUAGUCUUAAAGGGCUUAAACUUUGAUCUACAUAGGAAACAGUGCAAAUUCUUUAAAAUUUUCCCUAGGAUGUUACACAGUCCUUAUUAUCCAAUAUCUGAGUGCCUUCCUGUUUUUAGCAUGCUUUUUCUUUACAACACCCUGGUGAGGCAGUAAGCGUUGAUACUAUUAAUUAAUGGUACAAAUGAAGACCAGAAGCACAGAGGAGCUGUGGGCAUCAUUGCAUCAGUGAAGAAAGCUUAGGCAUGCCAGGCCUGAAACGGGAUCCACGGCCCUGAGCUGGGCCACCUUGGCCACCUAUGUGAAGGACAACGUGGGCAGCUGAGGAGAGGAUCCGGAAGGCUGCCCGCUGAGCACAGGUAUCCCCCUGCUAGAAAGUGGGAAAUGCCAUGGAUAGUCAUGCGUUAAACCACAGCCCUCUCUGCAGAGCAGCCUGCUCGCUUUGUGCUUCGGACUACUCAGGAUUAAUGAUUUUAGACACUGUCUAAGAGCUGCGACCUUGUGCCAUAUUUUUUUAACCUGGUUAAGUUGGAUCCAUCCUGGAGGGAAUCCAAACACGUCUGUUCCUGCCUUGUUGGGGUCGGGAUAGGCACCUCCUUGUUGUUAGCAUUGCGAUACCCGGUGGCCUCUUGCCAUCCUGUUGCAUGAAAUAAAGUUUCCCAGGUUGGUGGUGCAGAGCUGGAGCUGAGGCCACGCAGGAGCCUCUUGUCCAGUGGUGGUAAUUUUGAGCUGGGAAGGUCUGGACUCUGACAGCAAGCACUGAUAUAUUUUAUAAUAAGCAGCUGUUGCCUAAGAGCAAGGAUGCUGAGCAUGGCAUCAUGGAGUUGAAUCGUCAGCCUUUUGUGGAUUUAGCUCCAAGUGACUGGAUUUAAAAAAAAAAAAAAAAAAAAAAAAAAGGGCUUUUGAGGCAGAUCACCCAAAUCCAAAGCUAACACCAGUCCAUAGGCUAGGUCUCCUCUUUCUUUGCUUCAGUGGCACCCUUAUGUGAUCAGAUAAAGUUUUUUUUCAUGACUUUGUCACUGAAGAACUGUAUUUAAUUAUCACUUGUAUACAUACUGUGAAGAAUGGCUUGUAAAAAUACUUCCAUAAAUACGCUAUACUCUUAAAUUUAAAUCACUCGUAUCUUUUGUACAAAAUGUUUUCUGUGAAAUCUUUUGUUCCACUAGAGAAUACUGAUCUUUGGGCAUUGACUUCAAUAGGACUUAAAUCUUAUCCUUAUGUAGUACCUUGCAUUUUCUCUGAAAAACAAAAUCUAUACAAUAUACUUAGGCUUUUGUUGCUGUAUUUUUAAUAUUCUUUAUUUCAGUCAAAUAUAUCUAUGGUAUUUCUGUAAAAAAGGCACUGAUAGAAGGUCCUGAACAUUUUCCAAUAUGCCUUCUGGAAGCUUUAAAAUACUUAA
Messenger RNA from Chroicocephalus ridibundus (black-headed gull), 3899 nucleotides. Its product is annotated as monocarboxylate transporter 2-like. Gene Ontology annotation, molecular function: monocarboxylic acid transmembrane transporter activity. The record is from RefSeq and is a predicted model, not a curated record. Gene Ontology annotation, cellular component: plasma membrane. Bases 163 to 1692 code for a protein of 509 amino acids. The transcript has 5 exons. Lineage: Eukaryota; Metazoa; Chordata; Aves; Charadriiformes; Laridae. Gene Ontology annotation, biological process: transmembrane transport; monocarboxylic acid transport.